Molecule: messenger RNA, 2441 nt
Organism: Drosophila pseudoobscura
Lineage: Eukaryota; Metazoa; Arthropoda; Insecta; Diptera; Drosophilidae
Gene: ImpL2
Product: Ecdysone-inducible gene L2
Exons: 4
Coding region: 864-1670 (268 amino acids)
Biological process (GO): axon guidance; homophilic cell-cell adhesion; dendrite self-avoidance
Cellular component (GO): plasma membrane; axon
Molecular function (GO): cell-cell adhesion mediator activity
Source: RefSeq, a predicted model, not a curated record
ACGAGUAUAAAUAAAAGAGCCCGAGUCUGUGACGGCCAGUUCAUUUACAGUUUUUCGCUGUUGAACAACAAACUUAGUGUCAGUGCCAGCGCCUCGCUUCCAAGCCAAUAUUCAAACCAAUCCAAUCACAAACCGAUACGAUCCGAAACCGAUCCGAUCCUCGCUCUUUUCGUGAAUUGCCACCGUCGGACAGACCGAAGCCUCCAUUGACACACCUUGACUUGUGAAUUGUAAUGUCGAUGAACCGUGCGUAUUCAAACGAGUGCCGCGCCAACCAAACCACCUCAACAGCACUGUCACUGCCACUGCAAUUGAAGAAGUCCAUAUCUACAUCUAUAUCAAUAGAUAUAUACUAGAUCCACUGAUCGAUUCCGCUGAUUCCGCUGAUUCCGAUCGAAUGUGCCAAAGCCGUCAGCUCGACAUUCGCUACGCCGAAUAUCACUGAAAGCCAGCCACCAAGCCGCUGCUUCCUCUCCAGCCCCUCCCCAAACGUGUCCGUGUGUGUCCUUCGUCUCCAGCCAGACCACAAGCCGAUCUGCAUCCGAAUCUGCAGCGUGUGCGAUAAGCUCCAGUCAAGAUUCCGCCAACACUGAGCUGCGCGACCGCCAAGACGGCAUCCAUCGCCGGACCUAUGUCAGUGCAAAGCCAACUGCUGCUGAACUUCAACCAGAAAACCCAAACGAGGAACCACAACAAUAUAGAGCUGAUAAAUUCGUUCAUAACAUAACGACGAGCGGAUCUCUUCUGACUGCCGAAAGAGACCCAACGCAAUCGCGACCGCCUGUUCUUAUAUAUUAAACGUUAGGGAGAAAUUUGCAAACAUUUUUUACCGGAAGAGAAAAAAGAAAUCAAAUCAAAAGAAAAUGAAUUUAAGUUUGUGCGCCUUAGCGCUGCUGCUGUUCGGCAGCCUCUCGAGCGUCCAGAGCCGUGCCGUGGACAUUGUAGACGAUAGCAACGAUGUCGACAACUCCAUCGAGGCGGAGCCGGAGGAGAAGCCCCGAGGACGCCCCUUCGAGGCCGACUGGCUCAAGUUCACCAAAUCGCCGCCCGCCAAGCUGCAGCAGGCAGCCGGCGCCACCCUGGAGAUUGUCUGUGAGAUGAUGGGCUCCCAAGUGCCCAGCAUCCAGUGGGUGGUCGGCCACAUGCCGCUCUCUGAGAUUGAGAACCUCGAGUCGAAUGUGGUGUCCGAGGAUGCGGCCAGUGCCAUUGUCCGCGUGCGAUCUGUACACAUCAUCGAUCACAUGCUGAGCGAACCCCGCACCUACACCUGCGUGGGACGCACUGGCUCCAAGACCGUCUACGCCAGCACCGUGGUCCACCCAGUGCGCUCCGAUCUGGUUGAUAUGCGCAUGGUGCGCGAGAAGCAGUAUCCGGGCCCCCAGAAGCCGCGCAUCAUCUACACCGAGAAGACCCAUCUGGAUCUGAUUGGCUCCAGUGUGAUGCUGCCCUGCAAGGUGCACGCACGGCCCCGUGCCGAAGUCACUUGGUUGAACAACGAGAACAAGGAGGUUGUCCAGAGCCAUCGCUACAAGGUGCUGCCCACGGGCGAUCUGCUCAUCUCGGAGAUCAAGUGGGAGGAUAUGGGCAACUACAAGUGCAUUGCCCGCAACUCUGCUGGCCGCGACUCAGCCGACACCUUUGUUUAUCCUGUACUUAAGGAGCAAGACUAAAGAUCCCACCAAAACUACACAAAUCAAAGGGCUAUUGGAUUGACAGCGACAGAGAAUUCAUCUAGUUAGUUAGAUAGAUCAAAUGCCUUCGAAGAUGCGAGAAAACAAAACCGGAAUGUGCUAAGAAAAAUCACAAAAAAACACCCAAAAAAACAAAAGAAAAGAAAAAUAAUUAUUUCGAAAUGAAAGAAAGUAAGGUCAUACGUUGUACAAUGUAGGUUAAGAGCCAGUUUAGAUUGUAACCCAGGUAAUCUGUAAUCCAUAUCUAAUGCCGGCUUAGACUAUAAAAUUUCCUAUCGACUUAAACGCAUCGAAUAGCUAUUACAUCGAAUCUUAUCCACCAUAUGUACGCGUAUAUGGUUUCCUUCAAUUUUAGUUUUAGUCAUCAGGCUUGUAAUCAAAUCACACGUCUUGUUCUGUAAGCGCAGCAAUGAUGGUUCCUAACGAUUCAGGCGAGCUCUAGUUAACCUUAAGCUCCAACGUAAGAGUAAUUGGCCGUUUACUUAAUGAGGGUGCCCCCAGCACCCAGCACCACCCAACCCCAACAAUCAGUCACCCAAUUCGUAUUUAUGUGCACCGCAAUCAUUUCUUACAACUAAUUUAUUGAUCGACAAAAUUCAUCCAGCAAUUCAUCGCAAUCCAUACAGAAUCACCGCACGGAAUAGUAUUUCACGGAACGAAUCAGCAGUUUCAUAGGCUACCACCACAUCCACAACCCAACUAAAAAUACGAUAAAUACAUGUUUUAUUAUUAUUUUGUAAGCUAAGUGAA